GCAAGGAGCCAGUCACGGUUACAGCAGCGGGCGAAGGUCUGUUUAGAAGUGUGUGAAAGGGAAGCUCCGCCCGCGGAGUGUGACGUAUGUUCCUAAGAUCUCGCCACUGGCAGCCUACGAGAGGGGGGAUCUAGAAUCUUCUUGUGGUGUCACCGCCUCCUCCUUAAACGUAUUGCGUUUGAAAACUCCCCCGUGCUGCGCUCAGCCUUGAGAUGUCCCAACGACGUGCUUACACUAGCCGGCUGGACUGCGGCACCGGCUCGGCGGCAGGUGGAGGUGUUUCGGCGGCGGCUUUGGUUCUGCCGGUGCCCUGUACGGACGGACUGCGCUCUCUGGGGGGUCACCCUGUGGAAGGGCUACGGGACGUCCCGGCCAAGAAGAAAGUGGUCAUGGGAGCUCUGCCCUAUUAUUGUAGCGGGGAGGUGGUGAGAGGGUUCGGCAGAGGGUCCAAGGAGCUCGGCAUCCCCACAGCUAAUUUCCCUGAACAUGUUGUGGACAAUCUUCCUGCUGACUUAACUACUGGAAUCUACUAUGGCUGGGGCUGUGUUGGUGAUGGGGAGAUUCACAAAAUGGUGAUGAGUAUUGGCUGGAAUCCUUUCUACAAGAACACCAAAAAAUCUGUGGAAACUCAUGUAAUUCAUCAGUUUGAUGAAGACUUUUAUGGUGAAAUACUUAGCAUAGUCAUUGUGGGUUACAUCAGGCCAGAAAAAAGUUUUGACUCAUUAGAUGCCCUUAUUGCUGCGAUUCACAGUGAUAUUGAAGAAGCCAAAAAUCAACUGGACCUGCCAGAAUUCAGAAAGUUGAAAGAGAAAUAUUUCAACAACUCGCACAAAAUAAUGAAUGGCCAUUGAUGCUCGUCUCUAAUUUUAGUAAAUGAAUUGCACUGUUAUAACGUUUUUGGUCAAGUUAAUUUUAGACCAACUCUUUCUCAUUAAGGCUUGUUAUGUAUUUAUUAUUUAAUAUAUAUCUAGAACAGGUCUAAAAGUGAUAAAACGGUCAUCUUUGUAAUGCACUUUUACACCCCCCCCCCCUUUAUUUAAUUUUUAUUUGAUUUAUGGUUAAACAAAAUAUAAAACCACUGGGACAAUCUGCUAGACUGAACACAUCAGAUGGACUAAAUUGGUAAAGUGUAAUUUUACAUUUGUUAUGUUACCCAAUGAUUCUACAGUUGUAGAAUCUUUACAUAUUUGAGGUGAGGUUUUGUAAUAUGUUACAUGAAAGCUACAGAAACGCACUACACUAAAUCUCUUUUAAUGUGGACAUAUACAUUUUUGCUAAAGUGUUUACAUACACAAAUUUUAGCUCGAUGCAGCUACCUAUGUAAGUUAUUUAUUUUUGUUAUCAGUGUAGACAUCCAUGACUCUUUCCAUGCAACGCACAAGACGGCCAGUAUAAGAUUUUUUUUUUUAUAAUAUUGCUUCCUACCUUCAGCUACCGUAUAUUAAAAGGGGAGGGGGAACCUCUGUCCAUUCUGUGCACCACUCUACUGCUAAUAUUUGUUGCUUCCUGGUUUAUAAUAAAACCAAUCUCAAAUUGAAUUCUCCCUAGUAAGUAUCACUUUUUACUUCAUGUUGAGGGAACUAUGAACCCUACAUACUAAUCUAGAGCUUGUUUAUGUAAUAUUUUGAAAUGAAGUAAUAAGGGCAUUUAAGUUGUAACAAUAAUUAUUUCUUGUUUGAUACACAAUGGCACCGCAUUCUUCUAGAGUGCCCUGGGAACCCUACAACCUGGAGCAUGCUGAUAAGCAAAUGUCAAAAGCUGUACCCCCCACCAACUGCAUUUUACUAUUGGGUCAUCACUGUGGUGGGUUGGCCCAUGAUUGGGCAAUGCUGUUGACAAGAGAAGAUGGUCAAGAUUUGUGUAUUAGCACAACGUGGAACGUUUAAAAGUUCCUGCUAUGACAUGUAAGGGCAGUUUAUUAUUAUGACCACGGUUUUUGUUUUAAAAAAAAAAAAAAUCUCCAAGAGCCAAAUGGGUAAAAAUUUGUCAAAUCUUACUGAAUAGCAAAACGCUUUAAAAAGACACUAUAUAUGGAUGGUGUGUAAGAAACAUGCUUAGAAUCUGUUAAUAUCCAGCAUACUUAAAACAUUUUAUACUUGA
Molecule: messenger RNA, 2100 nt
Organism: Rana temporaria (common frog)
Lineage: Eukaryota; Metazoa; Chordata; Amphibia; Anura; Ranidae
Gene: RFK
Product: riboflavin kinase
Exons: 4
Coding region: 213-851 (212 amino acids)
Biological process (GO): FMN biosynthetic process; riboflavin biosynthetic process
Cellular component (GO): mitochondrion
Molecular function (GO): riboflavin kinase activity
Source: RefSeq, a predicted model, not a curated record